Messenger RNA from Oncorhynchus mykiss (rainbow trout), 3745 nucleotides. The record is from RefSeq and is a predicted model, not a curated record. Lineage: Eukaryota; Metazoa; Chordata; Actinopteri; Salmoniformes; Salmonidae.
UGCGCCAGGCGGCUCUCUCUCCUCGGCAGCGGCAGGUAGGGAGGCGAGCCCAGACAGCGGGGAAGGGGAGCGGGGACUGGAGGACCCGGGACUAGAGGACCGGGGAUAUUCACUGACAGCAGCAGUUACGUUCAGAUUAACAGAACUGGGUGAUUUUCGAUGAGUGGCUGGACAAGAUUGAAUAAGAAACCGUGUAGUCGGCUACGGUUCAUGACCAUCCUUAGGUUUUCCUCUGAGCUCUCUAGUCACGGACACGAAUACUGGAUAUAAUUGUGGAACCACCACGGUGGUGACCAUCCCUUUAAGAGCGGCUCCUGUAGUAAAGGUGUUGACCAUCCCUUUAAGAGCUGUGUGUGCAGUGUGGAUAUAGUGUGAACCUGCCCGGAGAGCUGGAUUGUGGAGCAGCGAGUGUGUCUCCUCCUCUCACACUCCUCUCACACACACCUUGCCGCAAGCCUGGACAGAGGGACACAGAGACAGCAGCUACCCACUGAGCCUCUCUCCUCCCUGGGCUGUGAGGCCGGACCUCAACCCCCUCCCCCUAGCUGAGGACCAGGAGACCCACCUCUAGAGACCCACAGCAGACCUCAGAGAAAUGUGACCACUGACUGAACCAAGCCAGGACCAAACAGGCUGUUAUGGAUCUGAGAAGAAGAAGGAACAGAAGAAACUGCACGCUGUGAAUCCCUGCUGGUCCAGUCACAAUGGUCCCAGUUCUGUUUUUGGUGGCAAUCACGUUAUCAACCAAUGACACUUCCAAUGAAGACCAGACAGGAGAAGACACAAAGUCCCAGAGUUCCCACAUCCUGCCUACCGUGCUGGUCUUCUCCGUGCUGCUUGUCAUCAGCAUUCUGCUGGCCUGGUACUUCCUCAGGAUAAGGAACCAGAGAAAGGAGGUCGUCACAGCAGUCGACAAGAAAAUACCGAAUGGAAUCCUGGAAGAACAAGGGGACACCGUUGACAUCAUAGACAUCUCGGAGGCGUUAAACACACCCUCAUCAUCAGAGCAACAGACAGUGGUGCUGCUCCCCAGAUCCCCCUCUGCCUCUAAAACCUACUUCCCCAUCCCAGUCGACUGCCUGGAGGACGAGACCAGGAUACGUUCCGCUGACGACGGCAAACUCUUCAGAGAGGAGUUCAAUUCGUUGCCGUCUGGAUAUACCCAGGGGACAUACCAGGAGGCCAACAAAGAAGACAACAGAGAAAAGAACAGAUAUCCCAACAUCCUUCCAUAUGACCAUUCCAGGGUGGUGUUAACACAGCUAGAUGGAAACCUCUGUUCAGACUACAUCAACGCUUCCUAUAUCCAUGGCUACACGGACAAUAACAAAUUUAUCGCAGCACAAGGUCCUAAACAAGACACGGUAGCAGACUUCUGGAGGAUGAUAUGGGAACAGAAGACGGCAACUAUUGUCAUGCUGACCAACCUGAAAGAGAGGAAAGAGGACAAGUGUUACCAGUACUGGCCAGACCAGGGCUGUUGGACGUAUGGUAAUGUCCGGGUGGCUGUGGAAGACGUCACUGUGUUGGUAGACUACACCAUACGGAAGUUCUGCAUACAAUAUCAGGCCAGCGACGGCACCAAGCCCUCCAGGCUGGUCACCCAGCUCCACUUCACCAGCUGGCCUGAUUUUGGGGUGCCCUUUUCCCCCAUUGGCAUGCUCAAGUUUCUCAAGAAAGUCAAGACGGUCAACUCCUCCUUCGCUGGGCCCAUCGUGGUUCACUGCAGUGCUGGUGUGGGAAGGACAGGGACCUUCAUUGUGAUUGACGGCGUGAUUGACAUGAUGCACCAAGAGCAGAAGAUUGACGUCUUUGGUUUUGUGUCCAAGAUAAGAGACCAGCGCUCACAGCUUGUACAGACAGACAUUCAGUACUCGUUCAUCUACCAGGCCCUGUUGGAAUACUACCUCUACGGAGACACAGAACUGGACGUGUCAUCUCUGGAAGGACACCUGCACAAACUCCACAACACCCACGCCCCCUUCGACAGGGUUGGCCUGGAGGAAGAGUUCAAAAAACUGACCAACAUGCGGAUAAUGAAGGAGAACAUGAGGAUGGGAAAUCUCCCUGCCAACAUGAAGAAGAACAGAGUGCUCCAGAUUAUUCCAUAUGACUUCAACAGAGUGAUUAUGUCCAUGAGAAGAGGCCAAGAGUUUACUGACUACAUCAAUGCGUCAUUUAUAGAUGGCUACAGGCAGAAGGACUACUUCAUAGCGACCCAGGGUCCGUUAUCUCACACGGUAGAGGACUACUGGAGGAUGGCGUGGGAGUGGAAGUGUCACUCCGUCGUCAUGCUGACGGAACUACAGGAGAGGGAGCAGGACAAGUGUUUCCAGUACUGGCCCACAGAGGACUCAGUGACCUAUGGAGACUACACUGUAGAGAUGAAGGGAUCCACUGUGUGUGACAGCUUCAGUGUACGGGAUCUGGUACUCACCUACGGCCCAGAUAAGCAGACACGUCUGGUCCGCCACUUCCAUUUUCACGGCUGGCCAGAGAUCGGGAUCCCAGCCGAAGGGAAAGGAAUGAUCGACAUCAUCGCCUCGGUGCAGAGACAGCAACAGCAGUCAGGAAACCAUCCCAUCAUCGUACACUGCAGUGCUGGUGCAGGGCGAACAGGUACGUUCAUUGCACUGAGCAAUAUCCUGGAGCGGGUCAAGGCUGAGGGCCUACUGGACGUCUUCCAGACUGUGAAGAGUUUACGGAUGCAGAGGCCACAUAUGGUCCAGACCGUGGAACAAUACGACUUCUGCUACCGGGUGGUACAAGACUUUGUGGACAUUUUCUCAGACUAUGCCAAUUUUAAAUGAUGAAAUAUUUGCCUUACAAACAUUUUUUUUUUGUUUUGUUCAAAAGUUGUUGUUGUUGAUUUUUCUUUCUUCAAAUACCGGUUGGUCAGGCUUUGUGUUCUGUCCUUAGAAGGAUUGACAGGUUUUUCUAUUUCGCUAUGCACUUGUCCUUACUGUAACUAAAAACUCCAUCCCUCGCUGUAAUAUACUGUACGUCAACGGACAAAAAUUUGUAAAUGCCAAAAUUGUAAGAUUAAUAAUGUAUAUUUCACAUCAUGUAUAAUAAUUAUUUUGUAAUGAAAUUCAAGUGGUUUUUUUUUGUGUGUUUUAAAAAAAAACCUUGAGUCUCUUUAUUCACAUGUUUUAGUUGUUGUAUGAUACUGUACUUUUGUUAAAAAUCUUGUUUAUUCAGACUGAGUGUUUAUUUUGGCUUUUGACCGUCCUUGUUUCCUUUUGAAAAGAGGCGCUAUUGUAAAUGUUGUACGUAUCGAUAGCAGACCUUCCAUUUAAAUGCAUUCCAACAACGUUACGUGAACAUUAAUUAGUAAGAUAUUCUGACAUGUAUUGACGCCUUCUAUCUGUGACUAGAGGUGAUGUCUCAUCUAUCUUUUAUUUAAUUGGAAAUAACCCUUUUAUUUAAAACAAAAUAUAUAUAUUUAAGGUCUUUACAAUGCAAGUAUUUUCAGGCACAAUAUCAAGAACACACAACAACAACAACAAAUAUGCAAAGUAUUGAAUAUCAAGUUACGCCAUUAUUAUUAUUAUUAUUAUUAUUAUUAUUGUCAAGGAUAAUAGUUUGAAACAACAUAUUAAGGAAUUGUAAGAAUUCGUUUCCAUUAAACCUGAUGGAAGUAGUAGCCUACUUCAGUACAGAAAAUCAACAUGCAACUACACAUAUAAUAACAAGGUACCAGUAGUAGUACUAAUCAGUAGUACUAAUCAGUAGUACUAAUCAG